UUUACUUGUUUUUGUUCGAUCUCUUUUGCAGUGGACCCAGGUCUUCAAGUCUAUGGCGGUGUUCUAUUUUCCGAAUUAGUUCAUUCUGGUGGCGAGAUUUUUAAAGGAUUGCCUUUGAAAAAGUACUCUGAUCGUAAUGCCAAGAGCAACAACAAUACGAGUAAGAAGAAUGCUAUAGCUGCUGCUGUGCCUGUAGCUGAUAGUUAUUAUGCUGGUAACAGUGGAGGUUGUUUCAGUGGGGAAUGUGUUGUGCAAUGCAAAGAACAAGAUGGAAUGGUCAGAGAGAAACAGCUCUCUCAGGUUCGUUCUGGCGAUUGUUUGCAAGUCGUUGAUGCUGCUGGUCAUGUUGGUUUUUCUCCCGUCCUCUGCUUGAAUAAUCUUAAAUUUAAAAUUUUCGGUUUUAAAUUUCUAGAAACAUUUACUGAGAUGAAUAUUAAAACAAAUUAA
This is a messenger RNA of Rotaria sp. Silwood1, 447 nucleotides long. NCBI's taxonomy places the organism in Eukaryota, Metazoa, Rotifera, Eurotatoria, Philodinida, Philodinidae. The record is from the annotation of a GenBank genome assembly.